Molecule: messenger RNA, 2211 nt
Organism: Lachancea meyersii CBS 8951
Lineage: Eukaryota; Fungi; Ascomycota; Saccharomycetes; Saccharomycetales; Saccharomycetaceae
Source: the annotation of a GenBank genome assembly
AUGGCUACUCUAGAUACUGGGAAAGAAGUGGAAAAUUUGAGCGUCAGUGAAAGCCAGAGGGCAUCGAUUUCAUCAAUUGAACCUAUACCGCCAAGUAACGAUGGUGAAGUCUCUGAAGAGAACAUUUCUCUCACCAAUACUGACAAUCAGUCUGGAGCGCUAGAUGCCACUCUUAACAAGUACCGGGAAGCCUGCCAGACUGGAGAUCUCGUAAUAGUGAAAAAAAUGGUAGAAUCAGGUGUAAUUGAUUUGAAGCAUGAUUACAGCGAUGAGGAUAGAGUCUCGGGGCUUCAUUGGGCGUGCAUCAACAAUAGACUUGGGGUUGUGAAAUACCUUAUAUCGAAUGGUGCCGACGUCAAUUUUGCGGGCGGAAAGUUAGACGCUACACCACUGCAUUGGGCUGCGAGGUACGGCUACGUUUACAUUGUACAUUACCUGCUAGAAAGAGGAGCAGAUCCCAAGUUAGUCGACCAGCAAGGUUUCAAUGUUUUACAUUUAUCCAUCAAUUCUUCUAAUGUGAUGCUUGUGCUCUACGCCCUGUUUUUCAUUGCCGGAGAUGAGUUGAGCAUUGACGCGCUUGAUCCAAACAAUAGAACUCCAUUGCUGUGGGCCGCAUACCAGGGAGAUUCAUUGUCUGUAAAAGCGUUGCUAGAAUUUAAGGCUAAUUCGUCCAUCGUGGACUCUGGAGGCUUUUCACCGCUGCAUUGGGCGACAGUAAAGGGCCAAAUUCAAGUCAUCAAGGCAUUGAUCGACGAUGGUGCUGAUGUCUUUCAAAAAACAAAUGACAAUAAAGACUGUUUCAUAAUAUCCAAGGAAAUGAACACCACCGAGAGCCUCUCCCUCGCCCUUUUGAAAAAUGGAUUGAAAGCCGACGGCACCCCGCUUGUAAAAUACUUCUCAAACCCCCAUUAUGCAAAGUUUGUUACUUUCAUGGCGCCGUUUGUGUUGCUGGGGGUGAUAUUCAAAUUGUUCGCCUCAAUAAACUUCCUGCUGGCACUUCUGCUAUCUCUGCUCAGCGGCUUUGCAGCAGCUAUAGGCCUGAAGAAAUUGGUUUUACCGUCCUUUAUUUCAAGCUCAGGUAGCGGGAGUUUCUUCAAAACGCCGUUCUGGGCUGGGAUAUUGCUGGGAAGUCUGCUUUGGGUGUUAUAUGUAUGGCUGGCCAGAGUCUUUAUUGCCACUUUUGAGGAGGAGCCAUUCAUCAACCUCGCAUUUUUGUUCUUCGCAACUGUGUGCAUCAUUUCCUUUUUCAAGUUGCUGUCGUCAAAUCCAGGCAAAAUAGUUAAAGAGGAAAAUCACGAUAAAAUCAAGGAGACCAUUCAAGAACUUCUUCGUGUUGGUAAGUUUGACGCGCGACACUUUUGCAUCGAGACUUACGUUAGAAAACCCUUGAGGUCAAAGUAUUCGAGAUUCAACAAUGCAUUGAUAACCCGCUUUGACCAUUUUUGCCCUUGGGUCUACAAUGAUAUUGGUUUGAGGAAUCACAAACUGUUCUUAUAUUUCCUCUCUUCUUUGAUAGUGGGUGCAAUUUGCUUUGCUAAAGCCUGUAUGGAAUACUUUGAUGUUUUGGAGGACGCUUCGAAUUCGGAUUUUAAAUGCAUGAUCCUUGACGAUGAGUUAUGUGCGGGGCUCCACAUCGAUCCCUUCGCAUUGUUCGUGAUGGCCUGGGCCUGCCUGCAAGUUCUUUGGGUUUCUUGUUUACUGACCACCCAGCUCUUCCAGACAAUCAAGGGCAUUACCAGUUAUGAACUUAAUGAAAAGUCGCGCGAACGACAUGGUCAGAACGAGCCAAGUGAAUUCUUUAUGACUACUCCAACUGAUCUUAUGGACAGAGACGAGCUGAGUGCUUUGAAUCAAGGCACUGUGAAUUCGAACGACAGAAGGCUGAUGAAACCACGCACAUGUUUCAGUACGCUUUGUGGGCUCACUGGCCUAGACCAGCUUCCUGUGAUUUUGAGUGGUUUCUUUGGCUCGGCAAGAGGUCAGCAGGACUCCAUUCAGACCAGAGUGGGAACAGGUAGAUUCGCUACGAAUAAUGGCUGGAAGACUAACUUGAAAGAUUUCUGGCUUCUUAGCGACCAAACAGCGCCCCUCUGGCAAAGACUACUGUACUCUCCACAAGGUUUUAAGGCAUCUUACAACAAUAAAGAAGUCGAUUACCGAACGUUGUACACGUUGCCAGAGACAACACUACCACAAGAAGACAUGGUUUAA